AGGCGGGAGCGAAGUGGAUGAUUGCAAGCUAGCGCUGUGGCAUCGUCGCCUAUCCACGCAUAGACAGACCAAAGCUUUGUUUUGGCUUCUUGCUUUGCUUUGAACUAAAGAUUACCGCCGCACGGCCUUUUGAGCGACCAUUUAUCAAAGCUGCCUCUUUGUUCAGCGCUUUGCAUGGAGUGGUCCUAUCGAGAUUUGUCGCUAAAGAAGAUAAAGCCUACAGCGAUUACUUGCAGAGGACGGGAGCAAUCAUUCGUGCUUCAUUGUGAUCGAAGCAAUCAUUGGCAAUUCCCCUUUGCUUACCGAACCCACCACGGAUUGACCGCAACGGGGUACGCACUCGACGGCCGCAUAGAAGAUGGAGGACGACGAGGCGCGGUCGCAUGACGGGCCGCACGUCUUUUCUUGCCCACCGCCACCACCAGCCGCUUCCCCUCCCUAAUUCCCUCCGCGAUCGCGGGUUCCCCGCCCCGCUUCUCUCUCUCGUUUGGUCUUGCACCUGCGGUGGUAAGUCUCUUACUUUACUACCAAGGCUACCUUGAUGCCAGCUACACUCUUCGAUGUGACCCAGGAGACGGGGCAAGGCAGAUCUACUUCGGCAAUUCUUCUUCUUCUUCUUGCUGGUACGAUGCGCAGGUCUGGGGAGGAUGGUGCUGUAGUUUCUGUUGCUGGUGUAUCUUUCUUUCUUUCUCCGAUGGGCGGUAGCCACUCAAAUCAAAGCAAUUUUUUGGUGCAUUUUGCAUUUGUCAUACCGAAAGAGAUUGAAUGCGAAGUUUCUUUCUCCCUCAACAUGAAGCCAUGAACUCAUGAGAACCGAGUACACUGUCUUGUUGUCAGAGUCAUCAAUUGCUACCACUUCUGUUGCGUCAUACUAGGAAGCUAGCUGCAGUCAAGAACAAUGAAAGAACUAUGAUAGAAAUGGGAUUCAAUCAGAGUGAGAAGAUGAGAUCACUUCAGCACCGUUCCUCAAAAUCAUCCAAGGAGAAAGGUCUCCCCUCGAGUGAAACCAAGAAUGCUCAUGUGUUAGAGAAGGUUGGAACCCUUAAAACCGAAAGGCUUCGAAAGCCAUGGCCUCGUAGGAAUGCGACCGGGAUCGAAGGACCAAUUAAGAACAUGUCGAAUGUACCUUACUAUCUUCAGCGCAAAGAAAAUGGAGAUAAUAUUCAUGAAAAGGCACUGAACUUUGGAGUACUGGAUUGGGGGCUUCUCGAGAGAUGGGCAUACCACCAAAGAAGUGUCACAGAUGUGGGUGGUGGAGACUCUGCAUCUAGUAGCACCAUGUCAUCAACAUUUUCUACAUUUGGUUCUUCAAACCAAUCUUGUAGAACCAUGUCUAGUUCUCGAGGGAAGAAAUCUCCUUCAGCGUUUCAUCGUAAGAAACCACCUGUUAUGGACAGUUCAAUUAAGAUGUCUGAGAAAGAAAGCUCUGCACAUACAAAUGGCUUUUGUGGUUCAAGAACCUCUUCUUCUUCUUCUUCUUCUUCUUCUUCUAAGUUUCCUGUCCAGCAUGAGAGACAUUCCGAUAGAGAUUUUUGUUUAAUCGUUGACCACAAACUUGGUACAGAUGACAAUAAAAAUUUGGAUUCACAAGCCAUUUCAAGUGAAGUAUGCGUAGCUCUGCAUUCUGCAACUUCGCCUUCAGGAUAUAAGAUUGAUGACUCUCCUGCAACAAAAGUGGUGGAGGACCAAAACAGUAGCCUGAUGAAAGCAGAAAUGCCACAGGACUACCCUCAUAGCCUACCCAUAGCCGAUGAUAUGCUAUGGUUAUCCCUGGAUCGGAGAGUAAGAUGGGAUUAUCUUCGACAGAGUGUGGACGGAGGAUGUCUUAAUUCUGAUUCCCCGUUAACUAGUGAUGGCUGGCUGGAUGAGCGGAAUGACAACAAUUAUUCAGGCAGUUUAGCUGAAGAUGUUGAGAUCAUCCGACAGUAUCCUCAUGUUCCGCAUUCAUGUCCUCUCCCACGGACAAUUCUGAAUGAUGAACCUGAUAUAUCCUGCACUCUUCCGUCGGAAAGUUCAGGACCAACCGAUAAAUUAUUUCCUAGAGAUCCUUGCAAUCAACUUGAAGUUAACACAAUCCAAGAAUCUAGAAAAUCUGGGGCAAAAGCUAUGGCUGUGACAGGGAAGAAAUCAUCUGACCAUCCAACUAGUGUUGGUUUAAGCCGAAUGAGCAGAAGUUGUAGAUUGAAGGAGGGUUCAUCUGAAGAACAAUUCGAGACAAUUUCUUAUCUAUAUAAUUCACAGGGAGAUCAAGCAACCAGAAAUAACAAAGGCCGGCAAAGCCCACUGAGGAGGAUACUUGAUCCUCUAUUUAAGCCAAAGAACAAUCUUCGUUUGACUGGGAUAGCUGCAGCCUUACCGGGCCGCCAUUCCUGUGAACUAAGUAGAACCGUCAAAGCAUUCCAUGGAUUGCACAAGCCAUCAAAACCAAGUGUUGAUUCUACGUGCCAGCCUAGGAGAAGCAUGAACGCUUCAAAUAGAUUGUCCAUCAAUGGUAAAGGAAUACAUCAGGAUGAAAAGCAUAUGGCAUCAGUGAAGCAAGCAUUUCUUCAACUUGCUUGGGAAAAUGGAUAUCCUUCGUUUAUAAUCUCGUCUUGCGACAGUGAGGUACUGGCAGCGACGACAACAAUGACAAGUGUCAGCAAUGAUGAUGGCCUUGAGUGCAUAUAUAAGCUAUUCUCCAUUAAAGACUCUAAGAAGAAAAGCAUGUUCUGGAGCAACCCUGUAAGCAAGGGCAAGAAGCAUCAGCUGACCUCCAAUGUUGUUGGCCAGCUGAGGGUUUCACUUUGCAAGUUGAGGAGCUACCAGUAUGACAAUUCUCAUGUCGUGAGAGAGUUUAAUCUGUUUGGUGCUGAAUCCACACCAACAUCUCACAAACCUGUUGACAAUCCAAUUGAGAGUGAGCUGGCUGCCGUCGUCGUUAAUCUACCACUGGAAAGGCCAAAAAGUACAAAUGUUGGUGAUUUGCGCUGCAGUGAAUUCAGAAGUGCUCCGAACGAAGAGAAACGUUUGCAGACCGAUCGGCAUGAUGCUGCUGUAGAUCGAUCUGGUGUAUCUGUCAUACUUCCGAGUGGUGUUCAUGGAUUGUCAACCGAUGGUGAGCCCUCACCUCUGAUAGAAAGAUGGAGAUCAGGAGGAGCUUGUGAUUGUGGUGGUUGGGAUGAGGGUUGCAAGCUAACCAUUCUUAGCGACAAGCUCCAAGAGUGCACCUCUGGUUCAUUCCAAGAUCGUCAAACUACAGACCGUACUUACAGAUUUGAGCUAUUCAUUCAGGGUGGAUCUCAAGAAAAAAGACAUGCCUUCAGCAUGGUUUCUUUCGGAGAUGGGCGGUAUGCUGUGGAUUAUCUAUCUUCCAUUUCUCUGCUUCAGGCUUUUGCAAUCUGCAUAGCAAUCCAUCAUGGCAGGAAACCUGACAAUUAUUCAGCAGAACCAAAAAGCUUCCGGGAACAUGAUGUCUGUGGUCAGUCAGGGAGAGCUCUUAGAGCCCAAGGUGAUCAUGCUAGCUAUGUACCAAAUCAUCCCCCUCUUUCUCCCGUUGGAAGAGCUUAAUCGUCCCCAUGGUACAUUAUAGCCUGGGUCGUGGUACUUCUGAACAUGUUUCUUCCCCAAUUAGCCUGUUCAUUGUGGUAGAGGUGAAAGGAGCACUACAAAGUUUCGUCCAUAGUCUAUACAGAAAACAAUAGCAGUACACUGGGAAAUAAGGUACUUCCAUCUCACCAAGCAAUUUCUCUAUCUUAUGUAUGUGGCUUCUCAGUGUAAAGAAGCUCAUAUUUUCUCAGUAAUACAGAUGAGGAAGCUAUUUUAGCUCAGAAUUACAGUAUUAUUGUCAUUUAGCAUCCUAAUAUAUCGACUAUAUAACUAUAGAUGUUCUCCGAGUCUUGUUAUCGUCCAUAUAUACUCGACUUUUUUUAUCGAGGUAGCUUCUGAAAUGACUUAGAUUUCCUCAAAAUUCAAUUCAUUGCCACUCCCAGCAGAAAAUCUAAAAGUGUUUUCUGGUCAUGCCAGUGCACAUUUGUUGGGAUUCAUGUGCAGAAGGUUUCUUGUGGGUUUGGUUGUAUUGAUACUCUUGACAAGGAUGUCAUCAACAUAUGUUGUAUAAUCAUGCUGAAAGUUCUUAUUGACUAAUAUGUGGUAUAUGAAUCAGACAUUGAUUAGACCAAAUAAAAUAACUACAUAAUGAUAUGCAUCCCUCUCCUCUUUCCAAUUACAAAUAGGCUUUCUCUGUAACAAGACCAGGUUUAAGCUUCUUUGUUUGAUGGCAUCCAGAACUGAGUGGCUCUUUUGAGAUCACCCCAAAGAGAAGCAUGUUUGAUUCUUGGUUUCUAACUCAUAUCCUUGAUGUUGAAGCAACUCUUAGCACUCAGAUCAUCCCUUUUUCUUUCAUAACAGGAAAUGAAAUUGCCAUGAAUUCAAGUCAUAAUUUUUGUGCAUGACAGAAAAAUAUUGAGUUCACAAUGAAUGAUCAGUGGAACCCAAACUUGUCACCCCAAUUUCUCAAUGAAUGGUGACAUUCUUUCCCUUUUUCUUCUCCUUUCUCCCUUUUGGAUAAAAUCACACCAGGCAUGAUAAUGAUCUGUUUUCCUCAUUGAAAAAGAAGGCUGCCAGAUGUUCUUCAUGAAAGUUAAUGUUGCAAAAGUGAUGGUGAUCAAGAUCAACAUUUCAUGUGGUAUGUGUGAUGACAAAUAAGAUAAUUGUUGAAGAAAUCUUGGGAUCUUUUUGAGAGUCUGCUCCAGUUCUGUAACUAAGAAAUAUACCACUCUCAAAAUAAGUAGAUUAUUCUAUGUUUGAAGGUUUUAAUGCUUAUCAUCAUAUACAUAUAUAAUCUGCCAUAAUAUAGAGCUC
Musa acuminata AAA Group (dessert banana) is the source of this 4839-nucleotide messenger RNA. RefSeq lists its product as uncharacterized. The record is from RefSeq and is a predicted model, not a curated record. Lineage: Eukaryota; Viridiplantae; Streptophyta; Magnoliopsida; Zingiberales; Musaceae. The transcript has 4 exons. Bases 910 to 3546 code for a protein of 878 amino acids.